AGUCACAUGGUGGUGGGCAGCCGGCGGUCCGCGCCGGUGCGACGUCAACGCAGGUCCCUAAGCUCCCCGAUCUGCCUUCCGCGGUCGGGCCGGGGUUGAGUCUUCCUAGGGCUCGGUUUGGGUAGUUGCUGAGUCCAUUUGCGACCGCCAUGGACAACUCCGGGAAGGAAGCGGAGGCGAUAGCGCUGCUGGCAGAGGCGGAGCGCAAAGUGAAGAACUCGCAGUCCUUUUUCUCCGGCCUCUUUGGAGGCUCAUCCAAAAUAGAGGAAGCAUGCGAAAUCUACGCCAGAGCGGCAAACAUGUUCAAAAUGGCCAAAAACUGGAGUGCUGCCGGAAACGCUUUCUGCCAGGCGGCCCAGCUGCAUCUGCAGCUCCAGAGCAAGCAUGAUGCUGCCACCUGCUUCGUGGAUGCUGGUAACGCCUUCAAGAAGGCUGAUCCCCAAGAGGCCAUUAACUGCCUGAUGAGAGCAAUCGAGAUCUACACAGACAUGGGCCGGUUCACAAUUGCCGCCAAGCACCACAUCUCCAUCGCCGAGAUCUACGAGACAGAGCUGGUGGACAUCGAGAAGGCCAUAGCCCACUACGAGCAGUCUGCAGACUACUACAAAGGCGAGGAGUCCAACAGCUCAGCCAACAAGUGUCUGCUGAAGGUGGCCGGCUACGCCGCACAGCUGGAGCAGUACCAGAAGGCCGUGGACAUCUACGAGCAGGUGGGGACCAAUGCCAUGGACAGCCCUCUCCUCAAGUACAGCGCCAAGGACUACUUCUUCAAGGCGGCCCUCUGUCACUUCUGCAUCGACAUGCUCAAUGCCAAGCUGGCUGUCCAGAAGUAUGAGGAGCUGUUCCCCGCCUUCUCCGACUCCCGCGAGUGCAAGCUGAUGAAAAAGUUGUUAGAAGCCCAUGAGGAGCAGAAUGUGGACAGCUACACCGAGGCGGUGAAGGAGUAUGAUGCCAUCUCUCGGCUAGACCAGUGGCUCACCACCAUGCUGCUGCGCAUCAAGAAGACGAUCCAGGGUGACGAGGAGGACCUGCGCUAGGCCACACCCAGCCCUGGCGUCUGUCUUCCUCUCCUCUGCUCCCCUGGCCGCACACCCUCCAGUGAGGAUCAGGGCGCAAGCAGGGAGAGGUGGGGCCUGAGGCCUUGGCUCGAGACCUCUCCUCCCCACCCCACCAAGGGGUCUCGCAGACCAAAGCUGUGGCCGUGUGGGCUCAGCUCAGAAGCCGGGCCUGCUGGCUGGACGGUCACCCUCUAUCCUUGCUUCACCCUCGCCCCUGCCCAUUUAUUUAAGCCUCCGUGGUGCCCUUUUCCACCCCUCCAAAAACCAGCUCUACAGAAUCUUUGAUAAAGACCUAUUUGCUGUGGGCGCUACUGGGGCCUGGGGUCAGCCUCUGGCCGCUCGUCUUCAGACCAGCUGAAUGGUGAGGCUGGUUUCUAUCUCCCUGUG
Trichechus manatus latirostris (Florida manatee) is the source of this 1445-nucleotide messenger RNA. RefSeq names its product NSF attachment protein alpha (gene NAPA). NCBI's taxonomy places the organism in Eukaryota, Metazoa, Chordata, Mammalia, Sirenia, Trichechidae. Gene Ontology annotation, cellular component: synaptobrevin 2-SNAP-25-syntaxin-1a complex; terminal bouton; vacuolar membrane. Gene Ontology annotation, molecular function: soluble NSF attachment protein activity; syntaxin binding. The transcript is spliced from 11 exons. The coding region runs from base 150 to 1037 and encodes 295 amino acids. The record is from RefSeq and is a predicted model, not a curated record. Gene Ontology annotation, biological process: SNARE complex disassembly; synaptic transmission, glutamatergic; intracellular protein transport.